Messenger RNA from Ruditapes philippinarum (Manila clam), 876 nucleotides. Its product is annotated as plasminogen-like. The record is from RefSeq and is a predicted model, not a curated record. The transcript is spliced from 5 exons. The coding region runs from base 134 to 706 and encodes 190 amino acids. Lineage: Eukaryota; Metazoa; Mollusca; Bivalvia; Venerida; Veneridae.
AACAAGUUUUCGGCGACAACUUCGUCCUCCACUAAGCACAACAACAGAAAUACUAGAUUGUCCUGACAACUGGAUUUCAUACGGACAGUCGUGUUAUUUCAUCAGUAACCAAUCGGCAAGCUGGCUAGAUGCGAUGAUUCGAUGUAAAAAACUGAACGGUUAUCUUGCCGAGAUUACAACUGCUGACGAAGAUCAGUUCCUGAAACACCAUAUUGAAACACGUGACAGACAAAAUAGUAGAGAAUGCUUCAGUACCUCUUCAAAUCAAUAUAGAGGCACUACAAAUACGACGUACGACGGGCACACGUGCCAGCGGUGGGAUUCACAAACUCCUCACAAACAUACACGAAAUCAACCCAACAUGUUUCCAGAGAGAUCUGUGGCAAAUGCUGCCAACUAUUGUCGAGAUCCCGACGGAGAAGGGUUACCAUGGUGUUACACAACAGACCCAAAAAUUAGGUGGCAGUAUUGUGGCAUAUACGAGUGUCCGGGUGGGAACUACUGGGCUGGAAUGGUCGUGCUGGAAGAUGUCUGGAAAUGGAUCCACACGGAGACUGAACUUGAUCAAGGUUACACUAACUGGUCUCUAACUAAACAAUACUGGGGCCUUUGCGGGGCAUUAAUUUCGGACUUAAAAUAUCAAUGGAAGAGAAGCAAAUGUUCACAUACGGCAAUGUACAUUUGCGAACAGACGAAAUAUCAAUAAGAAAGUUGUCGUCUGUUUCAGAACGCUUCGUGAAAUCAGACAUUAAUUGAACGCAGAACGCAGAACAAUGCUGCCAGCGUUCUUUGCCGUAAAAUGGAACUAUUUUACAACAAACAAUUCAUGAUCAUUUGAUAUAUUUUGUACAAAUACAUUAUAUUAUAAUCUUUGCU